AUUAGACUCAUUUACAGACAGUUUAUUGGAAUUAAAAAGUGUUAUUUUUAAUCAAAUGAACUAGGUAUAAUCCGAAAUUUUCAGGCCUCAAAGGAAACAAUAUUGCGAUAAAUGUUACUUUGGGAUAGCGGCUGCAACUAACUACGCGCUACACAAAGACGUGCGAUCUGAACAACGCAAAUGGUCAGUGAAUUCCCUGCGUUAAAAAAUGAUAACAUUAUCAAAGCUGCCAGGGGAGAAGCCGUUUCUCGUACGCCUGUCUGGAUAAUGCGUCAAGCGGGUCGCUAUUUACCUGAAUUUCGUGCAGUUCGAGAAAAGCAUGACUUCUUUGAAAUAUGUCGUACUCCAGAACUAGCCUGUGAAGUAACACUACAACCCAUUAAACGUUUUGAUCUUGAUGCAGCCAUCAUAUUUUCUGAUAUUUUGGUUAUACCUCAAGCUCUUGGUAUGGAAGUUAAAAUGCUACCUGGAAUCGGACCGAAAUUCGUUGAACCUCUAAAUUCACCAAAAGAUCUAAAUCGACUGAAUUUCCAGGUGAAUGUGGGCAGAGAUUUAAGCUAUGUCUAUGAGUCAAUCUCAUUAACCCGUCAUCGACUGGAGGGAAAAGUCCCUUUAAUCGGUUUCGCCGGAGCUCCAUGGACUCUUAUGUCUUACAUGAUUGAAGGUGGAAGUUCUAGUACUUAUUCCAAAGCGAAACGAUGGUUAUAUUGUGAACCACAAUCCAGUCAUCAGCUACUCGAUCUCAUUACCCAAACAGUUGUGGAACAUCUAGUUCAACAAGUUCUGGCUGGUGCUCAGUUACUUCAAGUUUUUGAAUCCCAUGCUGGCUUUCUUAGUCCACAUCUUUUUAACAUAUUUAGUCUACCGUAUUUAAAACGGAUUGCAAACGAAGUGCGAAGUCGUCUGUCAAAUGAAUACAAAAUUACUGGUGACUCUCUUCCACCACUAAUUGUAUUCGCGAAAGAUGGUCAUUAUGCUCUGUCGCAAUUAUCUCAGGCUGGCUAUAAUGUUAUCAGUUUAGAUUGGACUAUAUCUCCUGAUUUAGCUCGAAGUACUAUCCCUUCUGGUAUAACACUACAAGGUAAUUUGGAUCCCUGUGCAUUAUAUGCUGAUGAGAAUGAGCUUUCCAGUCAAGUGAAACAAAUGAUUGUAAAAUUCGGUGUUAAACGUUAUAUUGCCAAUUUAGGUCAUGGUAUUUAUCCAGAUGUUGAUCCAGAAAAUGUAAAUAAAUUUGUUAAUUUAGUUCACAGACUAUCAGAAACAGCAUUGGAGUAAAACCAAUUUAGUUUCAUUUAGUUUCAAUACCUCUUUUCUUCAUUAUUAUUUAUGGCUUUGUAUUUUACUCUUAUUGUCAGUUGUAGUAUGUUGCAUAUCUUUUCCUUUUUGAUAUGUUGCUGUUUAAGUAUUAAUUCUUAGUAAACUGAAUGGUUUGUAGAUUCUUUUUUUUUCGCUCAUUUUUGUACCUUUCUUAUUUCUUUUGAUCUCUGUGUUUAAAUGUACGAAUUGCAUUUUGUAUAUAGUCAUCUUAGGAAUAGUUGACAAUCAAAGUUAUAUGUUUUGCAACUACCAGUCUUUUAGUUUACACAUGUGAACAUCGUUUAUCUUCCGAUAAUGGAAAUAAAAAUCUUUUGAAAAUUGUCUAUGUUAUUUAUCUUAACUUUUCAAAGUAGAACUGUAUCCGCAAUAAUCUGUAUUUUUGUAUAUUUAAUUGGAUAGUUUCAUUUAACCAGAUUCCUUAUAAGUGUUUAUAAUAUUUGGGUUAAUUUUAGGAGGCCACCAUGCUCGACCAAUAACUGAUAAGAAAUUAAAUGCAAUUGGGUAUGUCACUAUGGUAUCACUCUUCCAGAUUACAAUGACCAAGUUCCUACU
Molecule: messenger RNA, 1869 nt
Organism: Trichobilharzia regenti
Lineage: Eukaryota; Metazoa; Platyhelminthes; Trematoda; Strigeidida; Schistosomatidae
Source: the annotation of a GenBank genome assembly